AUGGACGAAAUCAAAGAGUCGCGCCGUUUAAUUCAGGAGGAACAACGUUUACAUCAGGAGGAACAACUUUUACGUCGGGAGGAACAACUUUUACGUCGGGAGGAACAACGUUUACUUCGGGAAGAACAACGUUUACUUCGGGAAGAACAACGUUUACUUCGGGAUGAACAACAUUUACUUCGGGAGGAACAACGUUUACGUCGGGAGGAACAACGUCGACGCGAAGAAGCUGAAGAAUUGGCAAAAGCCUCGUUGCCACUGGACCUUCAGCGGUAUCUUGAGGCUUGCCAUUCGCUUGAUCUCUCUAUUGACGUCGUAACAGACCUAUCUUUGACUACGCAAGGAGAAACCACAAAUCCGACCGGUCGCAUCUUUCCUAGACGAAUCAUCCCUUGGGACAGCUUUGCAAUGAGACAAGAAGAAAUCUGGAACGAUCUCUCUAUCAGCGACUUACUCCCUAAACCCCCAUUUCCAUCUUACCAUCAGAUGGAAUAUGUCAAGUCAUCCCUUCAGCCUAUUAGCACUGAUUUUGGGCUCCGGUGCUUCGAGCGUGAUGUAGUAGAAAACGCGGUUCAGAAGUUGGUCGACCGAGCACACACAGAUCCAUUGCUACGAAACAGUCUUGGUCUCCAGGGGACAGUGACGUUCAAGAUUCAAACGAAUCUAGGCACGACUGACGACGCCAUAUCUGCGCCCAUGGAACACAUGUCGCUGGGCAGAGAUGGCGUCGAUGCUGCAGUGCAGGUGACUGCCCCGAAACCGCCGCCGGCUCCCAGGGCUCGUCGCAAAGCGAGAGGCAGGGGAAAUCGGGCAGAGCAGUUCUGUAUAUACAGAACUUCAGACGGCCAAGAUGUCCCAACUGUCGCUAUCGAGUACAAAGCACCGCACAAGCUAAGUCUUGAUGAGAUUACCACCGGGCUUGAGGCGGAAAUUCAGCCAGAACGUGAUGUGAUUAACAAGACUGGCCACGGCUUUGCUUUCACGGCCAGACGCCUCGCCGCCGCCGUCAUUACGCAGCUCUUCUCUUACAUGAUCGGCAAAGGCAUUCAGUACGGCUAUGUAUGCACUGGACAGGCAUUUAUCUUCCUUCACAUUCCAGACGAUCCUACCAAAGUCUACUUCUCGGUAUGUGUGCCAAAUUUAGACGUAAUGGACGAUGAUGAGACUAGGCUCCAUCGCACGGCUGUCGCGCAGGUUUUUGCCUUCAUUCUCCAGUCUCUCCGCGCCAGACCACCGCCUGAGACGUGGCAUGAUGAGGCUGAGACGCUUGGUAUCUGGGCUGUUGAGUACGACGAUAUUCUAAGGGAUAUUCCGCCGUCUGAGCGCAAACGCAAGGAACCACGUGCCUCCCCUUAUAAGCCACAGCGUUGGAAGGGAUUUUGGCGAUCACCAAUUCGUACUCGAUCCAGCUGCCAGCAACUGAACACAAGGCUAGACGACUAG
Metarhizium album ARSEF 1941 is the source of this 1443-nucleotide messenger RNA. RefSeq lists its product as uncharacterized. NCBI's taxonomy places the organism in Eukaryota, Fungi, Ascomycota, Sordariomycetes, Hypocreales, Clavicipitaceae. The record is from RefSeq and is a predicted model, not a curated record. Bases 1 to 1443 code for a protein of 480 amino acids. The transcript has a single exon.